AUGGCAAUAUUCGUUUUGCAGAAAGAGGAUACCAGUCCCACUUUAACCAAGAAAAGGUCUAUCAGGGACAGACAAAGGCAGCUGAACAUCUCACCUCCUAUGAAACAUGACAACUCUGUAGCGUCUUGGAACACUCUGCACAGGAGUGCCUCUCUGAACUACAAGUUCUACAAUGUCAAGCAGACGUACAACCCAACCGAGACAUCUUCUGAUAUUACCCAUUUGGAUCCCAAUGAACUCCGAGACUCUAAUGGUACACCACUGAUCGACCAUUAUUUGCAUGUCACAAAGGGUUCGUUGGUUCAGAAGAUUAGCGAUAUGGGCGAUGGCAUGUGGUAUGUGAAACCCAUAAAUGAACUGGUAUGCGGAUUAGUCCCAGCUUCUUACCUUGAGGAAGAAAAACAGCUGAACUGUACCUUAUCGGCAAAACCCCAUGCUGCAAAAUGGAACACAUCUCUUAUCGACUUGACACCCCCAACUUCGCCAUCAACAAUUGUAUCAAAAACCUUUAGCAAGGCGUCUUACUCUAGGAAAACCUCACUGAGUAUAGAGAGUCCGAGGUCCAAACAGGAUAGUUUCCUUGCAGUUAAACUCAUAACCAAAUGUGAAGUGGAAUCAAUUGAACUCAAGGAUAAUAGGCUAGAAUAUACUGUGAGGAUUCAAGACUCCGAAGGUAACACAAAGGUGAAGCAUAUCUAUUACAGUGCAUUUUAUAAGCUGCACACAAAGCUCAUGGCUGGAUUGAAGGAAAACAUGUCUCUUCCAAACAUUCCUGCGCCAUCAUCUAAUUAUGCACAAGAAAAGGUCGACGAAUCGACUAAACUUGACAGACUCCAAAUGUUCAACACUUACUUGACGUAUCUGAUUGAUGUCAUCUAUGACAUAAAGUCUCCACUACAUCUACAGGACACGUUCACUAACUGGGUCAACGACAUAGAACCUUCAAGUGCCAACCAACAAAUUAAGAUUAAGAUACUAUUCCAAGGAGAUUACUACGCUCUUAAAUGUACCAAGAGUGAAAUUGAUAAUCUGGAUAAGUUGCACGCCUUGCUCAGAUCAAAAAUCAGAGCAUUGAAGGACAGAACAUCACUAAAAAUGACGGCUAAACUUGAAGGUUGGUACAUUGUAGAGUUGACUGACGAGAUAAUGUAUCGUAUGAUUCUUGCAAAGUUGAACGAUAUUAGGCGGCUAGCAAUAGAUGUAUCGUUAGUUGACUAA
Messenger RNA from Nakaseomyces glabratus, 1218 nucleotides. Its product is annotated as PX domain-containing protein. Lineage: Eukaryota; Fungi; Ascomycota; Saccharomycetes; Saccharomycetales; Saccharomycetaceae. The record is from RefSeq and is a predicted model, not a curated record. Gene Ontology annotation, molecular function: protein binding; phosphatidylinositol binding.